Diachasma alloeum is the source of this 2364-nucleotide messenger RNA. Its product is annotated as mitochondrial intermediate peptidase. The record is from RefSeq and is a predicted model, not a curated record. The transcript is spliced from 6 exons. Gene Ontology annotation, cellular component: mitochondrion. Gene Ontology annotation, biological process: peptide metabolic process. The coding region runs from base 206 to 2284 and encodes 692 amino acids. Gene Ontology annotation, molecular function: metalloendopeptidase activity. NCBI's taxonomy places the organism in Eukaryota, Metazoa, Arthropoda, Insecta, Hymenoptera, Braconidae.
CCAACUUUUGGCAGUGAUAUGUAACAUUGGAGACAAAGAGAAUGGUGAAUCGAUCGAUGAAGAAUUAAUUGAUUAAAAAGAUCUCCAGUCGUAAUUGAUGGAAUGAAUGGCUAAAAAUUGAAUCGUGGGAAAUCAUUACGUGAAAGUGGAGUAAAGAGGAGUUUAACCUUUUCAUAAACCGAGUUAUCAGAUUUUUCUGAUCAAGAUGUUGAGGGUUCUACGAAGAAACGUCAAAUGCAUUAGGAUGAGGGAGAGGAGUGUCACCACUUGGUCUCCCCUGGCGAAGGUCUUCAAUGCAGGAAUCACUGAGGAUGUUCGAAUAUCAGAGAAAAAUGUCGGUUUAUUCGGCAUGCCGGAGCUCCAGUCCGCCGAAGGUUUCCACGACCUAAAACGCCAGGCAGUCUCCGACUCGACCCGCUUAAUAAACGAAGCCACCAGCCCCCAUCGAACCCGGAAGAUGGUCCAAAUCUUCGACGACCUAUCCGACUCCCUAUGCAGAGUCGCAGACCUCGCUGAGUUCGUGAGGAUCGCUCACCCAGAGCCCCGAUUUUCCGAGGCAGCUGAAUACGCCUGUGUCGAGGUAAGUGGAAUCGUUGAGAAGCUGAACACCCACAGAGGACUGUACAACGCUCUCCUAAAAGUCGUCGAAUCCGGGGACAUACAGAGUACCACAGAAAUCGACAAGCACGUCUGCAAACUGUUCCUCUUCGACUUCGAGCAAUGCGGAAUCCAUCUACCUGAGAACCUCAGGCGAGAGGUCGUCGCCUUGAACGCUUACAUCCUACAGAUGGGUCAGAAGUUCAUGGCAGGCGCUGUGACCCCACGCGCUGUCCAGGGCAACGUCUUACCUGAGCACAUAAGACAGUACUUCAUGAAGGACGAUGGACAAAUCCUCGUCCACGGGCUCUACACUGACUCUGCGAAUUCUCUGGCUCGUGAGGCAGCAUACAAAAUAUUUUUACACCCUGACAAUCAGCAGGAGUACCUCCUCAAGGAGCUGCUGAACGCCAGACACCGGCUGGCGAUAGUCUGCGGAUUCCCCACGUACGCCCACAGGGCGAUCAAGGGGAGCACAGUGGAGACCCCAGAAGUCGUCUGUGAUUUUCUAGGGAUCAUGAAUGAGGAGUUGAGGGAGCGGGCUCAGAGGGACUUCGAUGUCAUGAGGGAGAUGAAGAGGAAGGAGUCGUCAAACAGUCAGGACGUCAUGCCCUGGGACACGACUUAUUUCAGUUCCAAAGCGAAGAAGGGCUGGUUUAACAUCUGCAGUAGUGAGUUCACGCCGUAUUUUUCCCUGGGGGCUUGCAUGGAUGGGUUGAAUAUCCUGACGCAAUCGCUGUAUGGGAUCAGGCUGGAGUCGCAACCGCUGGAGAAUGGGGAGGCCUGGAGUCCGAAUGUUCACAAGUUGGCGGUGGUGUGCGAGGAUGAAGGGCUCCUAGGGUUUAUCUACUGUGAUUUCUACGAGAGGGAGGGGAAACCCAAUCAGGAUUGCCAUUUUACUAUUCGGGGAGGGAGGAUGCUUCCCGAUGGAACUUAUCAGAAUCCUGUGGUUGUGCUCAUGCUCUCACUACCAUCUCCACGAUGGUCGAAUCCCUGUCUCCUGAGUCCAGCAUCUGUUGAUAAUCUCUUCCACGAAAUGGGACAUGCACUGCACUCGAUGCUGGGUAGGACUCAGUAUCAGCACGUGACUGGAACUCGCUGCAGUGCGGACUUCGCAGAAGUGCCCAGUGUCCUUAUGGAGUACUUCGCCAGUGAUCCUCGGGUCGUCAGAAUGUUCGCUAAACAUUAUCAAACGCAGGAGACAAUGCCUCAGGACAUGCUGGAUAAACUUUGUGCCUCGAAGAACGUCUUCGCUGCAUCGGAUCUGCAGGUGCAGGUGUUUUAUAGCAUGCUGGACCAGGUUUAUCAUUCGAAACCCCUGGAGACAUCCAGCACGGAAAUCUUGACAGGGAUUCAGAGGGAAUAUUAUGGGCUUCCAUAUGUCGACAAUACAGCCUGGCAACUCCGAUUUUCCCACCUCGUCGGCUACGGCGCAAAAUACUACUCCUACCUCAUCUCCAGAGCAGUUGCCUCCUGGAUCUGGCAGACAUAUUUCGAAGAGGAUCCCCUGAGUCGUUCAGCUGGUGAAAAAUACCGAAGGGAGUGUAUGGGCCACGGUGGUGGUAAACCCCCAUCAAAAGUCGUCUCUGAUUUUCUCAAUAAAGAAGCAAGUGCCGAAAACUUUGCCAAAUCCCUAAUCGCCGAGAUCGACGUCAAAGAUAAACUCGUCAAGUCCAUCAAAAACUGAUUAUCAAUUAGUCAUUAGUCAUUUGUAUAAAAUAGCCCAGUGUACAGAAUGAAAUGUUAUCAUCGAUAAUAACUUUGAUA